GAUCAACAAUUUGUUGACGGAAAUUCAAAAGGUAAAAGAGCAAAUUGUGCCACAACAAAUUAAGUACAAAAGCUACAUGCCACCUACACAAAAAGCUUCACCUUCUGAAUUCUCAAGUUCUUUUAUGGACAUGUCAUAUAGCUGCAUCCACCUUUAAGCCAGUGCAAAUUUUAGUACACUACACACCUUGAGAACUUAAAAACCAUUCUAACUCAUUCAUGGCCUCCACUGUGGAAAUGCAACCAUCUUAUAGUUCCAGGAAACAAGAUGAUUCAGAUUUCAACUUGACAGAAUGGUCAGUGAAAGCUAGAAUCAGUAGAGAGAACAGCAAGUCAAGAAGGUACUCAGCAUCAUAUAUAAGAAGCUUCAGAGAAGACACAAGGUCUUUUAGAUCAAACAUAACCAUUUCCAGCACUGCUUCUUCUCCUGGAUACCCUUUAAAAGAUGAAAUAGACCCUUCAACCUAUUCUUUCACCACUGCUCUUAAAGCAUUGCAAGCAAGGUCAGGCUAUAAAAGUUGGGAGUGCCUAUCUCCAGAAGGGUUUGCCUUGAAUUCCAAGUGGAAUGAAGCUGAAAAAUACAUAUGCAACCCCUUCUCAGGAGAGGUACCAAUGGAGUGUUUAUCUGCCAAAACUCUUAGUGGAAGAUCAUUUAGAAACUCAACAACAAACAAAAUCACCAUGUCUGCCCCUCUAGUCUAUUCUUCAAGACAAAUGCAAACAAAGACAUCAACUUGCAAUAGUUUCACACAAGAAGAAUUAGCUCUUCAUUUUCACAUUCCAGAAAAAGGAAAAGAGGGAAUGACAAGAGAUGCAGGUACUCAAAGUACACCACCUCCUUAUCUUAGUUCAAGCAACCCCAGCACUGAUUUAACUCCAUCCAUCAUAAAGAGACCAAUAAAUCUAUCUGAAGAACCUCUAAAUUCCAAUACCAAAACUAUAACUGAGGAUAAGGUGGAAGUGAAGGAAAAAGAAAGAUGGGACACAAGAAAAGAAAAAGCAAGAGAAGUGAAUGGUGAAUGCAUGAAGAAAGAAGAGCAAGUUUGCAGGCAAGGAGGGUGCUUUUCAUGGAUAAGGAAGAAAAGAGAGACAAGAAGAAGGAAAAACAUGUUUUUCAUCCAUUGCAAAGUUUGCUAGUGAAAGAAGCAGUGAAAAAAUGGGGGUAAAAAAAAAAAAGAAUAAAAAGAGUCUUCUCUUAAUUUCUUUGGAAUUCUCACUCAAUUUUGCAGUGGUUAUUAAAUAUGGGCAGAAAUAGAAUUGUUUUUAGAACAGUGGCAAAAUUGAAGGUGUGUGGUACGUUUUCAUGCUUGCGUAUGCGUUACGUAAUUCAAUGAUCAUGCAUUGUGUAAUGAUUUUUCUUGCGGUGAAACUUGGAGCUGGGCUCGGUGACUGCUCCACUCACGUCCACUUUU
This is a messenger RNA of Cajanus cajan (pigeon pea), 1411 nucleotides long. Lineage: Eukaryota; Viridiplantae; Streptophyta; Magnoliopsida; Fabales; Fabaceae. The record is from RefSeq and is a predicted model, not a curated record.